This is a messenger RNA of Neurospora hispaniola, 876 nucleotides long. RefSeq lists its product as uncharacterized. Bases 1 to 876 code for a protein of 291 amino acids. The transcript has 10 exons. The record is from RefSeq and is a predicted model, not a curated record. Lineage: Eukaryota; Fungi; Ascomycota; Sordariomycetes; Sordariales; Sordariaceae.
AUGCCUAUUGCCCAGUCGUAUGGCUGUAUUCGCUAUAUUUAUUUCGACCCUAAUAUUUUGAGAAAGUACGCCCCUAAAGCGGGUAAAUUCCCCCCCUUAAAGGUUAGAUACGAUGAUGAUAAUAAUGAGAUUGAGGAGUUUAAUUUAUUGAACCUCUUUCCUAAGGAAUUUUAUAAAGAUGCCUUUAUACUUUUUAUUCCUAUGACUUCUAAAGGUAAAGGUGAUGCUAAGAUUAAGUUAUUUAAUACUUUGAAUACCGCCGGUAAGGUUGUAGGAAGUAAAGACCUAAACGACUCUAAUAGAGACUUUAAUAAGUCUACGGGUUUGAAGGAUUUUAAAAAUAGCGUUCUAUUUAACUUUUCUAAUUUAUUUAACCCUUAUAACCUUUGUUUUUAUUUUAGUACCCCUACUAUUAUAAUUGUUUCUAUUAUUUAUUUUACUGAUAGAAAGCGCUCUGUUAAAGAAGAAAGUGCCGGAAAAUUCUAUAACGACGAUAAAGAAGAUAAGAUUAAGUUUGAGGUUAAUAUUGAUUAUUUUAAUAAUAACCUAAGUAAGGUAGCCCAAGCUUUACUUCCUUAUUUAGAUAUUAAUUACCCUAAUUAUAUUUAUAAGAAAGUUUUUAUAGAAUUUAAUAAUUUAGAAAUAAAGUAUAUAUUUGAACGCCCUACCCCCGAGGAAAUAAGGGAAUUUACUUGUGAAGGCCGCUAUUUUAAUUACUAUAGGAAGGGAUAUAUAAGUAGUGAAUACCCCUAUAAAGAGAAAUUUGGUAAGGACUCCUUUAAUAUUAAGGAUUUAUUUAACGCUUUAAUUUCUAACGAAGAAUCCGCUCUUUUUAAUAAUAAAGAUACUACUUCGAAUUCUAUUAAGGGAAAUUAA